AUUUCAAUUUACCGCAGAUUUGUGAAUUCCAUCGAGAGUUUCUGUUCUCCUUUUCCAAUAUUGCCCCCUUUCCGUCUCGCUUACUUGAUUUUGGGGUCAAAAUUGAUCCUUUCUUUUAUGAUACGUAGCAGGGCCCUUGAUUACGACGAUCUUACCGUCCUCCACACUCAGAUCGUCACAAUUUCCAGCUCGAUCCGUUUUUAUUUCCGGAGUACCCUAAUCCGAACCGAAGGCUAAAGCGAUGUUCCUUAUCGAUUGGUUCUAUGGCGUUCUUGCCUCCCUCGGCCUCUGGCAGAAAGAGGCUAAGAUCUUGUUUCUCGGCCUCGAUAAUGCCGGUAAAACUACCUUGCUUCACAUGUUGAAAGACGAGAGAUUGGUUCAGCAUCAGCCAACUCAAUAUCCCACAUCGGAAGAGCUUAGUAUUGGGAAAAUUAAGUUCAAAGCAUUUGACUUGGGAGGUCAUCAGAUUGCUCGCAGAGUUUGGAAGGAUUACUACGCUAAGGUGGAUGCUGUGGUAUACCUGGUUGAUGCCUAUGAUAAAGAGAGGUUUGCAGAAUCAAAGAAGGAACUGGACGCACUCCUUUCUGAUGAGGCCCUGGCCAAUGUUCCAUUUCUUAUUCUAGGAAACAAGAUUGAUAUACCAUAUGCUGCCUCGGAGGAUGAGUUACGAUACCAUCUUGGGCUCACAAACUUUACCACUGGCAAGGGGAAGGUAAACCUAGCGGACUCAAAUGUCCGGCCACUAGAGGUAUUUAUGUGCAGUAUUGUCCGCAAAAUGGGAUAUGGUGAUGGCUUCAAGUGGAUGUCUCAGUAUAUUAAGUAGGGAAAGGGCAGAAAGAUGCUUUAGGAAGAUGCUACAGACUCCCAAACCCCAAUUUCAUCUUCUCAUGCCCGACUUCAGGAAAAAAAAUUGUAUUCAUCAAACUGUGUUUGAACUAGCCCCUAAGUGGGUUUUAAAUUGGAUGUGUGGAAAGCGGUAGUUAUGUCACUACUGUGUAAAAAUCUACUUAUGGCUGCAAGUCUCUGGUAUUGUAGUUUUGUCAAUUAACUUAGAUAACUUAACAAUAAGGGAUUGGUUUU
Messenger RNA from Durio zibethinus, 1080 nucleotides. RefSeq names its product small COPII coat GTPase SAR1A. Gene Ontology annotation, molecular function: GTPase activity; GTP binding. Gene Ontology annotation, biological process: intracellular protein transport. NCBI's taxonomy places the organism in Eukaryota, Viridiplantae, Streptophyta, Magnoliopsida, Malvales, Malvaceae. The record is from RefSeq and is a predicted model, not a curated record.